ACAGGUUUCCCAGUUAUGCAAAAAGGAGUACCACUCGGGUCAGUAGGAACACAUCUCUCAAAGAACAAUAUAUGUGAAUUAGCUGGUUUUCAUUUUCUAAAAUGGCAAAUUAAGAGAAGGACAUGAUGCUUAUAUAUUAAUUUAUGAUGUAUUUAUUAAUCUGUUCACAGAAAAGGACCAUUGAAAUCCAAACGCAAUGGAAGAGAAAAAUUUCACUAAAGUGAAGGAGUUCAUACUUUUAGGGUUCACAGCUGACUCAAGGUUACAGAGGGUACUCUUUUUCAUCUUCCUCAUCAUUUAUGUCAUCAGUCUCUUAGGGAACAUCACCCUGAUGUCUCUGAUCUGUGCUGAUUCACAGAUCCACACACCCAUGUAUUUCUUCACUGGGAACCUCUCAUUCCUGGAUCUCUGGUAUUCCACUGUCUACACCCCGAAGAUCCUAGUGACCUGCAUCUCUGAGGACAAAAGCAUCUUCUUUGCUGGCUGCCUGGCUCAGUUCUUCUUCUCUGCUGGACUGGCAUAUAGUGAGUGCUACCUGUUAGCUGCCAUGGCUUAUGACCGCUAUGUGGCCAUCUCCAAUCCCCUGCUUUACUCCCAAGCUAUGUCCCCAAGGUUAUGUACCAGUCUUGUUGCAGCUUCAUACCUUGGUGGCUUUAUUAACUCAACAGUCAUCACUAGUGAAACAUUUACUCUGAACUUCUGUGGCAACAAUAUCAUUGAUGAUUUCUUCUGUGAUCUUCCCCCACUUGUGAAGUUGGCAUGUGAUGUGAAGGACAGUUACCAGGCUGUAUUAUACUUCAUACUUGCCACCAAUGUCAUUACUCCCACUGUACUCAUUCUUGCCUCCUACCUCUUCAUCAUUGCCUCCGUCUUGAAGAUUCGUACCACGCAAGGCCGCCUCAAGGCCUUCUCCACUUGUGGCUCUCACCUGACAGCAGUCACCUUGUACUACGGCUCCAUUCUCUUCAUUUACUCCAGGCCAAGCACUAGCUAUGCCCUGGAACGAGAUAAAGUGGUGUCAGUGUUCUAUACCGUGGUGAUUCCAAUGUUGAACCCCUUGAUCUAUAGCUUAAGAAAUAAAGAUGUCAAAGAUGCCCUGAAGAAAAUGUUAGACAGAGCAAAGUUUUCCUAAGGGAAAAUACUUGGUAAGCAAUGGCUAUUUUUUAACAAGUUAACUCCAUAUCAUUUUUAUCAGAUUGUACUUUUAGAAGUAAAGUUAAAGAAGCGGGCAAAGAAAGAAACAAAAAGUAAUUGAAUAAUAUAGAAACACCACUUUGUAUUUGUCUUUUUAAGUCAUGUACUAAUGUAUUUCAGUAUACUUUUAGAAUAAAUGGGACAGGGACAUUUGGAAAAACUCUAUCUGCUAGCUUAGGACGGAGUCUAUUCGACUGCUAGGAUUCUGAAAAAGCUAAAAAGAAAGCUGAUUUUUUAUUUUCACUUGAAAGUUCAUAAAUUGCC
Messenger RNA from Loxodonta africana (African savanna elephant), 1458 nucleotides. Its product is annotated as olfactory receptor 9G19-like. Gene Ontology annotation, biological process: sensory perception of smell; G protein-coupled receptor signaling pathway. NCBI's taxonomy places the organism in Eukaryota, Metazoa, Chordata, Mammalia, Proboscidea, Elephantidae. The transcript has a single exon. Gene Ontology annotation, cellular component: membrane. Bases 197 to 1132 code for a protein of 311 amino acids. The record is from RefSeq and is a predicted model, not a curated record. Gene Ontology annotation, molecular function: odorant binding; G protein-coupled receptor activity; olfactory receptor activity.